UCUCCAUAUAAUAAUUCUCACUCAUUAUCUUUUCCCUGCUUCAAGCUUUGCACUCCUCAUUACCUUAUCCUCACACUCUCUCUCACACACUGACACACACACACACUCACAGUUUCAUCAAAUCAACAAUUGGAUCUAACCCAUCAAAGAAGAACAACAACAAAGACACAAACUUUCUUCAUUUUGAUAGAAUCAGACGAUCGAAAACUCUGUCUGUAAAUAAAAACAAGAAGAAGCUGAUGUGAUCAUGGAAGAAGGCGGCGAUGAUGAUCUUCACCACCACCACAACCACCACCGUUCAAAUUUCCCAUUCCAACUCCUAGACAAAAAAGAAUUAGACCCACCACGAGAACCCUCUCUAGCAAUCUCAACAAUCUCCGGCGCCACCACAACCACCACCACCGCCGCCGCCGGCGAAACAUCCACCAAGAAACCACCUCCUAAAAGAACAUCCACCAAAGACCGACACACAAAAGUCGACGGCCGUGGCCGUCGUAUCCGCAUGCCUGCUCUCUGCGCCGCCAGAGUUUUUCAACUUACACGUGAACUUGGUCACAAAUCUGAAGGAGAAACCAUCGAAUGGUUAUUACAACAAGCUGAACCCGCCAUCAUAGCCACCACCGGUACCGGCACGAUUCCGGCCAAUUUCACUUCACUCAAUAUCUCCCUCCGCAGCUCCGGUUCUACCUUGUCUGUACCUUCUCAUCUCCGAUCUACUUCUUAUUUCAAUCCAAAUUUCCCUCCUGCUUCAAGAAACCUCAAUUUUCAUCCGACCCAGAAUCCAAUUCUACAUGGGAAAUCGGAAAGAAACAGUCUUGAUUUAACGGAUGGCACAGAGGAGGAAGAUACAAUUAGCCGGAAAAUUCGGCCGGAGGAACAUGAACAUGAUGGUAAUAGUUAUUUAGUACAAUCGAAUUCAGGGUCGAUUCCGGCGGGUCAUGGAUCUAUGGCGCCGGCGAAUAUUUGGAUGAUGCCUAAUUCAAUUAAUCAAACAAUAAGUGGCGAUCCAAUUUGGAGUUUUCCUCAAAUGAACAAUAGUGGUUUACAUUUCAUGAACUUUCCAACUCAUCUUGCCUUACUGCAAAAUCAACAUUUGACGGCUGGAAUUGGUGCCGGUGCCGGCGCCGGCGAUAGCAACGGCGGCGAUGUACAUCUUUCGGAUGUAAACCCUUAUAAUAGGGGGGCAAUUGUCAUCAAGAUGUUGGUUAAUUUGGAGCUUUAAUCAAGUAAGUACAAA
This is a messenger RNA of Impatiens glandulifera, 1237 nucleotides long. RefSeq names its product transcription factor TCP14-like. The transcript is spliced from 2 exons. The record is from RefSeq and is a predicted model, not a curated record. Bases 248 to 1222 code for a protein of 324 amino acids. NCBI's taxonomy places the organism in Eukaryota, Viridiplantae, Streptophyta, Magnoliopsida, Ericales, Balsaminaceae. Gene Ontology annotation, cellular component: nucleus. Gene Ontology annotation, molecular function: sequence-specific DNA binding; DNA-binding transcription factor activity.